Molecule: messenger RNA, 699 nt
Organism: Lichtheimia ornata
Lineage: Eukaryota; Fungi; Mucoromycota; Mucoromycetes; Mucorales; Lichtheimiaceae
Exons: 6
Coding region: 1-699 (232 amino acids)
Cellular component (GO): nucleus
Molecular function (GO): polyubiquitin modification-dependent protein binding
Source: RefSeq, a predicted model, not a curated record
AUGAUACAUUUUGUACGUCAAAGCGGUGCCGUUCUUUCCUCCUUGUUUUACGAAUGUGCUAACUCACAUACCGAUCUGGAAGGCUUUCUGUUGGGGACUGUAGCCACAAGAACAUUAGGUGCCAUUGAUGACCAUAGCGAUCAGACUGACGAUACCACCGAACGAUUUAUUGUGAUACAAGGAUACACCAUUUGUCAAAAUCGUUUUUAUGACAGCCAAGGCCAAGUGAAUCGAGACGCUAUUGAAGAACAAGUACGAGACAUACAUCAAGUGGUUGGCUAUUUUCGAUUUCGAAGGGAGACAGUCAUGACACUUUCGAUCCGUGAACAAAUCCUUAUGCAGGGCUUGCAAGAGGUGGUGCCUAAUUUGGAGUGCAUGGCUAUCAUUACAGCAUCACUGGUCGAGGAAAAUGAUGCUUCCACACACGCCCACGAUAUCACAUUUUGGAAUACAACAAAGACAAGGAUACCAUUGCAAAUUGUCAACAUGAAUGAGAGUACUUUGGCCUAUCAGCACUUUAUUCCCAGCGUAGCACAGGAUCCCAGGAGGAUGGAUAUGCUGCGGUCGAUUGAUCCACAAAGUAUCAUGCAGCAAUACGAUACCAUUUAUCAACGUGCAAUGGAUGCACUCGAGAGAGCAACCACUCAAGUGAUUGAGAAAGAGCGAGAACUCAAGGCGCUUAUGGAACAACGCAGCUAG